Eruca vesicaria subsp. sativa (arugula) is the source of this 1290-nucleotide messenger RNA. NCBI's taxonomy places the organism in Eukaryota, Viridiplantae, Streptophyta, Magnoliopsida, Brassicales, Brassicaceae. The record is from the annotation of a GenBank genome assembly.
AUGGAACAAUUGAUAGCUGAUCAGCACACUUUCACCAAAGCUAUGUGGCCAGGUGGUGUCGAAACCGAGCCUUUCAUUAGAAAGCCUAAGUAUCAUUGUAAGUCGAGAAACCGGAAGAAACAGUCCACUCGUAUUAAGAAAUCUCUCAAGCCAAAGAAGGUCAUCAAGAAGGAUACUUCUUCAAGGAAGCAAAGGCGCAUAACUUCCUACUUCUCGACUGAUUCCAUCACCACUUUCUCCAAUGCACAACUCUCGGCAAUGGUUAUCAAAUUACAGAAGCAGAUGAACAAGAUGCAGAAACUCUUGAGGCGUAAGCAGAAGAAAACUCAUGCAAGGCAAACUUCUUUUCAUUCAACAAUGUCUCGUUGGAACAAAAACACAUCUCAGCUCUCAAAUGAUCAGGAUGCUGCAAUGGAGACAGAUGAUCCUCCUCAAAGCCACUCACCUAUCAUAAGUAAGUACGCAGCACAUAUCCACCGCCAAACACCGCUCAUGUCGACCAUCCACACAACCACAGUCCACGACUCUGCUGAACACAACAACACUUCCGUCAACACAUCACCUGUCCACGACUCUGGCGACCACAACAACACCUCCGUCCACACAUCACCUGUCCACGACAAUAGCGACCACAACAACAAUACCGACCACGCUUCACCUGACCACGAAACCGGCGAACAGGAUCGCAUUGCUGACAACAUUCCCCCCAGCUCUCAUUCCUCCCCGGUUCAUAUAGCAACCAUUUUUCUUCCAUCACAAAACACUGACAUGAUCAGUCCUGCUGCUGACGAACAAUACCACCCCAACUCUGUUAUCUACGAUAAAAGUGAUCAUCCCAACAGCCCCGAAAUUAAUCACAUACUCCUUCAUGGAAAAAGGAUUUACGACCCAAUCAGCCCCGACCCUACUUUUUCCAACCCACCUGUCUUCGACUCCAAGAUUGGUCCAUCAUCCCCUCAAGGCUCUCAUUUACGUUUGUCACCACUCCCUUUUACACCACUUACCUCUCCAACUAAGAUUACUGAUAAGUGUUUAGCUUUAUCCAACACUCCACCUUCCAUAGGAAGUACUGCUUCUGCUACUCAGGGAACACAGGUUAUUGAGGAUGGCCUUGUCGACCUCACACUAACAAAAGACCCCUCCAGACAUGUUCCAUCUAGGGAGGAAAACCAUCUUGCAAAGGAACUACUCAGUUCUCCACUUAUUCCUGCUCUAGCCCUCAUCACCCCACUUCCACAGAUCCAGUGGGACCUUUUCCACAAAAUUCUUUCAGCCAACAUAGACGUGUAA